Molecule: messenger RNA, 4486 nt
Organism: Echinops telfairi (small Madagascar hedgehog)
Lineage: Eukaryota; Metazoa; Chordata; Mammalia; Afrosoricida; Tenrecidae
Gene: SUGCT
Product: succinyl-CoA:glutarate-CoA transferase
Exons: 13
Coding region: 69-1241 (390 amino acids)
Molecular function (GO): catalytic activity
Source: RefSeq, a predicted model, not a curated record
AGGUUCGCUUGGCUGCGGACAGCGCAUGUUCUUUCUCACGCAGGGACUGAGGAUCCCAGAGGCGCGUUAUGUUGGCGGCGCUGUCGAGGGUCGCGGCUCUGUGGAGAAGCGGUCUGAUUUCCAUCCGGGGCGGCGGGAGGGGGCUGAGGACCGGCCGCCCGCAGUCAGGUACUGACAAUAUGAAGCCAUUGGAAGGCUUAAAAAUUCUGGAUCUAACAAGAGUAUUGGCGGGACCUUUUGCUACAAUGAAUUUAGGAGAUCUUGGAGCAGAAGUUAUAAAAGUGGAAAGACCAGGAGUUGGUGAUGACACACGAACUUGGGGGCCACCGUUUGUUGGGUCAGAAAGUACUUAUUUUCUCAGUGUUAACCGAAAUAAAAAAAGUAUAGCAGUCAAUAUCAAGGAUCCAAAAGGGGUGAAAAUCAUCAAAGAGCUUGCAGCUGUUUGUGAUGUAUUUGUGGAAAACUAUGUCCCUGGCAAACUUUCCAAAAUGGGCCUGGGAUAUGAAGAUAUAGACAAGAUUGCUCCUCACAUCAUCUAUUGCUCCAUAACAGGGUAUGGUCAGACAGGUCCAAUGUCUCAACGAGCUGGUUAUGAUGCAGUUGCUUCUGCUGUUUCUGGUUUGAUGCACAUCACAGGGCCUGAGGUGGCAUGUUUGAGCCAGGUAGCUGCUAAUUAUCUUAUUAGCCAAAAAGAAGCACAACGCUGGGGCACAGCUCAUGGGAGUAUUGUUCCUUAUCAGGCUUUUAAAACCAAGGAUGGCUACCUAGUGGUCGGGUCAGGAAAUAAUCAACAGUUUGCUACCAUGUGCAAGAUCCUGAAUUUGCCUGAGUUGAUUGAUGACAUCAAAUAUAAAACUAACCACCUCCGGGUACAGAAUAGAAAAGAGCUUAUUGAAAUAUUAUCUGCACGGUUUUCAGAAGAAAUAACCAGCAAGUGGCUGGAUCUCUUUGAAGGCAGUGGGAUCCCAUAUGGUCCAAUCAACAAUAUGAAGAAUGUAUUUGCAGAACCUCAGGUAUUACACAAUGGCCUGGUUAUGGAGAUGGACCAUCCAACUGUGGGGAAGAUAGCAGUGCCAGGCCCAGCUGUGAGAUACAGCAAGUUCAAGAUGUCGGCCGUCAGGCCGCCUCCUCUGCUCGGGCAGCACACCGUGCACAUCCUGAAGGAGGCCCUGCAGUACGAUGACCACACCAUCGGGGAACUGCUCAAGGCUGGAGUGGUGACCCAACAUGAAGCCAAGUGACAAGAAAAAGGCUCGCUUCCUCAAAACCACAGUCUGAAUACGCUUUACUGGCAAUGACGAUGCUUUUUCGGGAUCCUUCUCCCCAGUUCUGGUGGCACUGCAAAGAAAACAUUGAACAGCAGUAGAUUUCCUGCCAGGCAAUUGCAGACCGGUUCUUGUAUGAAUGAAUUAAGUGCCUUUCAAAUGCACCAUUUCUUCUCAUAUCACUUUUAAAGAUAAUUGUUUAAUUGUAGAUUUGUGUGUGUACAAUGAUUUAAUAUUUUCCUAGAAAAAAACACCUUCCUCAUUCAAAUCAUGCUAAUAACCGAAUCACUUGUCUCUCCCACCCACACAGACCUGACAGAGAACAGAUCUCUUAACCUUCUGUACUUGCAGAGCCUUCAUUGAAACCUUUGUUGGGAAGUCAAACCAGCAAGUGGAGUGACAGUCUCUGUGAUUGGUUUUUCAACAGAGUAACUUAAUUUUGAGCUCCUGAACCCUGUGUUCAUCGGUAACAAACCAGGCACUUUGUUGAUGUCCACUGUAAAACUAGACGCCCUGCUACCUUGGGGGAGUAAAUAUUUGCUUUAUGUUGUAUUUCUCUGGUGAUUUCCUGGUAUGUGGCAGAAAAUCAAUUUCCAUCCACUUUCGGGUGUCAGUCAGUGUCUGUCUUGGGGGCCGAAGACUGGUUCUUCCAUCAUUGCCUUAUUUCAAGCCAACUGAAAAUGCGACAGGUUUUUAAAUGAAUUUCACGUGCAACCCAGGUAUUAAAUCAUGUGUAAUUAAUUACAAAAGAGAGGGAGUGGGAAAGUAAUUCCUUGUAAUCUGAGCUACCCUUGCAAAGUAAUGGAUCAUGCUUUGUAUUAACUAUUUCCAUUUAUUAGUAUUUUCAAAAUAAAGUAAAACAUCGCUCUGUCCAGAAGAUGGGAAGUAAUGUGCACAUUUGUUUCAGGAUACAAUGCCUCUGGAUUAGUUCAUCACCAAGCCCAGGUACAGACAAGAAAGCAGAUGAGACACCGACCAGUAUCCCGAUAUGACCUCAACUCAGAGCUGUUAGCGCCAACUAUUUUAAAAUAAUGUUAUCACAUACCAAGUGGCAAUUGAAAGUUAAAUUACAGAUGUUCAUUUUUCAAACUGUUUUAGACGCCAUUUUAUUUUUUAUUAGAAUGAACUAAGCUAUUUCUCCAGGCUGUACACCCAAUGUUUCUAGAAUCAAGGAUUCCAAAUGAAUAGAAAAUUCAUCUUCUUAAAGACCUUAUGGGACUUUUUAGACGAAAGCCUACUAAUUUUUAAAACAUUGUCCUCCCUGCUUUUAUUUGUGUGGACAUCUUAUUUUGAACAUCUCCUAGUUAAACAUUUGUCAGACAAGGGUAAUUAGACGCCUUCUUCAGUGCUUUCCUCCCAAUGGCUGAUUCGUGGCUAUCUACUUGAAGACAUCCCUAUCAAGGCCAGCAUCUGAAUGAAACACACACACACACACACACACACACACACCAUGGAAGCUUAUAAAAGGUUGGAUGAAAGAGACUAAGCAAAAGCAUAUACUUUUUGUAAUCUAUACACCAUUUCUCCUACUAAAUAGAAAUGUCUGACCCAGCUAGGUAUCUUGAAAUACAAAUUAUUUGGUUUCAGAGUUAACACUAAAUAUCCUAGUAUCCCUAUGUUUAGAAGGAUUUUUUUAAAAGAUUGAUCAAUCUUUUUGGAUCUUGUGACACUAUUACUGAUGCAAUAAUAAAAAUGCUUAUACUUGAGUAUAAGCCGACCCAAAUAUCAGCCGAGGUGCCUAAUUUUACCACACAUACUGCAUGAAAAAUGUGCUGGAAAACUCAGCUUAUACAUGAGUAUAUACAGGAUUGGCUAUUAAUUAAUUACUUCUCACAUUCAUGACAGAGUCAUGUGAUACUUUAUUUUAAAAACACUGGUAAAUCAAAAUUGUUAAUACAAAGUAAGAAAAUACCUCUAAGAUAUUCAGAUGAACAACAACAAGAUUUAGUCUUCAGACAUAGUAGAAACACCAUUGAGGCAAAGAUUAUGUCUCCAGGAUGACCAUGGUGUAGCUCUCCAUUUCCAACUACACGACUCAAAAUGAUCCAUCAUCAUCUUGAAAGCUUUGUGUCUUUGGGUCACCCCAAAGAAAACAUUCAUUCUACUAAUUGGGGUGAGGGAAUAAUUCAGAAUAUAUUUCAUGUUCUGAUAGUUAAUUAGUCUUGAAAGAAACACUGUUGCUUGCUAAAAUUUCUAACAAUAUGCCCCAGAUCAAGUUAUGCUUAUAAACAAAUGUGCUGUUUUAAUUAUCAAGGCCUAUUAUCUUACACAUUUCUGAAACUGAACACACUACUAAGAUACCAUAUGCUCAAGUUCAAUUUCUGUCAAGGCCUGCCUUCUGGCAGGUUUGAGACAGAGCUUGGCCCAGAAAUAUUCCUGGAAACGUAGUGGGUUAAUUAUUUUGGAAUAGAGGGUAUGUCCACAGCUUUCUUCCCUUGGUGAAUGUUUUUUUUCCUUCACUUUUUGACUAUCUGGUUAAUCAAAUAUAAUAUUUUCCACUAUACUGUCUGAGAUGCUGAAUAUUUCUCUAGCAGAAGAGAAAUUAAUAUUGACUAACUUUGUGUAUCUCAUGGAUCUGAUGUUUCCUUGAUCUACCAAAUAUAAAUUAGAAGUGAGAUCAAGAUUUUAAAAACACAAAAGUUCUUCUUUGGGCUGUUCCUUAUUAAGUUCUUAUCUAAUAAUAGAUAGCACGACACAUUCUCUGCCACUGAGUCGAUUAUAUGAGGGCUUUAUCAUGAAGUCUCUCUAAGCAUUCCUAUCAGCCUCCUUCAAGGAAGCUCACAUCACUCACUAUCUCCCUGGAUUGCAUAUUUCAGCACUGCUUCUUUUGCUGGGUUAGUAUGUUCUGUGUUUUAAACGCUUUGAAGAUGUGAGUCUUGCUUGUCACUCUCCCCUGUGACUGUAUAACAGACGUAACCCAUCUGAGAAGGAAUGCCUCGCGCAAGGCUGAACAGAGUGUCUAAAUCUUUCGUUUCUUCUCCCAAAUGCUCAUAACUGAUUCAAAACUAGUAAAGGAUCUGAGUAUAUCAGCAAAGGACCCUCUGCCCUAUCCAUGCCCUGACCAUGGAUGAUUCCGUUCCAAACUUUUCUACCAAGAUGAUGAUAUUCUUGUUUAAUCUACAUAUCUUUGUGAAAUAUCACUUCUGAAUAAGCUGUUAUUAGUGAUAGGGUUCUUCAGUUGAUACAAUGAGCCUGAAAAUAAAAAUAUUUGUUAACCUUGA